Messenger RNA from Cucumis sativus (cucumber), 1392 nucleotides. RefSeq names its product PGR5-like protein 1B, chloroplastic. Gene Ontology annotation, molecular function: oxidoreductase activity, acting on iron-sulfur proteins as donors. Gene Ontology annotation, biological process: photosynthetic electron transport in photosystem I. The transcript is spliced from 11 exons. Lineage: Eukaryota; Viridiplantae; Streptophyta; Magnoliopsida; Cucurbitales; Cucurbitaceae. The record is from RefSeq and is a predicted model, not a curated record. The coding region runs from base 153 to 1118 and encodes 321 amino acids. Gene Ontology annotation, cellular component: chloroplast thylakoid membrane.
UUCCCUCCACACAUUUUCCCAUUGCCUUAUCUUUCUUUCCCUCCAAACAGCGAGGGAAGAAAGAAGAAGAAUCCAAUCAUCUUCUUCCAAUAAUUCUUAAAAAGAAAACAAAAAAAAAAGAAGAGAAAAUUCUGCUCGAUUUCCCCUCUCCAAUGGCCACCAAAUUGACUCUCUCCUUACCCUCCUCGAGUUCCCUCACUGUUCCCUUUCAGAAUCAGAAACCGGCAGCUUCUCUGCUUCCCUCUUCCUCAAGGUCGUCGUCCCAAUUGAUUAGGGUUUCUAGUCGCCGCCUGUUCCUUCGCCGGAAACUCGUUCUUCCACCUCCUCGAGCAACUACUGAUCAACCAGGUCAGGUUGAGGGAGAUGAGGUUGUUGAUAGUAAUGUCCUUCAAUAUUGUAGCAUAGACAAGAAGGAGAAAAAGACCAUUGGAGAACUUGAGCAAGAAUUUCUCCAAGCUCUACAGGCAUUCUAUUAUGAGGGUAAAGCAAUUAUGUCAAAUGAGGAAUUUGAUAAUCUCAAGGAAGAACUAAUGUGGGAAGGCAGCAGUGUUGUAAUGCUAAGUUCUGAUGAACAAAAGUUUUUGGAAGCUUCAAUGGCAUAUGUGUCUGGAAAUCCAAUUCUGUCGGAUAAAGAAUUUGACGAUUUGAAGCUGAGACUUAAGACGGAAGGGAGUGAAAUUGUGGUUGAGGGUCCCCGUUGCAGUCUCCGGAGUAGAAAGGUUUAUAGUGACCUUUCUGUGGACUACUUUAAGAUGUUCCUCUUGAAUGUUCCAGCCACUGUAGUUGCACUGGGAUUGUUCUUCUUCCUGGAUGAUAUCACUGGAUUUGAGAUUACAUACUUGUUGGAGCUUCCAGAGCCAUUCAGUUUUAUCUUCACUUGGUUUGCUGCUGUACCAUUUCUUGUUUGGUUAGCACUUACCCUUACAAAUGCAGUUGUUAGAGACUCUUUGAUCUUGAAGGGACCUUGUCCGAACUGUGGAACUGAGAAUGUCUCCUUCUUUGGCACCAUACUGUCAGUUUCGAGUGGUGGCAACAAAAACAAUAUCAAGUGCACAAACUGUGCAACCGAGCUGGUUUACAAUUCAAAAACCCGACUGAUCACAUUACCAGAAGCCUAAGUGAGAGGAAUCGUUAAUUGUAAUCCCAGGAGAAACAAGACCAAGGAAUAUCAUAAGGCUAUUGCAAGAAUUCUCCAUGGUUGGAUAUGAAUGAUAUUAAGAUAUUUAAAGCCCUGCCUUGUAGAGAGAGGAUUUUUCCAGCUGUUGUACAACAUUGUAUCUUGAUGUACAAAUUUGUGAAUACUCAUCAUGUAUAAACGAUACCUAGAGAAGGGUGUGAUGAAGUUUCAAAAUGCCAUCCAAUAAAACAUAAUUCAUAUAUGUAAAUCAUCAA